AUGCUGCGACCACCACUACUGCGUCACGCCCGACGCGCACACACAUCGGCUUUUAAGAACAAUCCACAUCUGGAUGAAAUAAUUAGAGUCGAUCACGCUGGAGAGUUAGGUGCUGACCGCAUAUAUGCGGGUCAGAUGGCAGUUUUGGGUACGUCAAAGGAAGGACCUCUGAUCCAACACAUGUGGGAGCAAGAGAAGAAACAUCGACAGAAAUUUGAGGAACUCAUUUCAAAGUACCGAGUCCGACCUACAGUUAUGACACCACUGUGGAAUAUAGCUGGUUUCGCCCUUGGAGCAGGCACAGCCUUACUCGGCAAAGAAGCAGCCAUGGCUUGUACAGUAGCAGUAGAGACUGUAAUAGUUGACCACUACAAUGACCAGCUUCGAACUUUAAUGGAGGACCCUCAGAUUGACAAGGAGAUACUGGACACCAUCACCCAGUUCCGCAAUGAGGAGCAGGAGCACCACGAUACAGGAAUAGACCAUGGAGCAGAACAAGCACCAUUCUAUCAGGCCCUUACUGAAGUUAUUAAAACAGGAUGCAAAGUUGCCAUUGCUAUAUCAAAGAAGAUAUAA
Messenger RNA from Pieris macdunnoughi, 576 nucleotides. Lineage: Eukaryota; Metazoa; Arthropoda; Insecta; Lepidoptera; Pieridae. The record is from the annotation of a GenBank genome assembly.